Bradysia coprophila is the source of this 1995-nucleotide messenger RNA. Its product is annotated as pickpocket protein 28-like. Gene Ontology annotation, molecular function: ligand-gated sodium channel activity. Gene Ontology annotation, biological process: sodium ion transmembrane transport. Gene Ontology annotation, cellular component: plasma membrane. NCBI's taxonomy places the organism in Eukaryota, Metazoa, Arthropoda, Insecta, Diptera, Sciaridae. The record is from RefSeq and is a predicted model, not a curated record.
UUAAUAUGCUGUUGGUUGAUUGAUUUAAUUACCGUACUUACAUGAAAACGCUCCAAAAACACAACUCAAUCGAUCGAAAACCAUACAAUUCGUUAGUCAGAAUUACUUAUUGAGUCUUUUUUUGGGUAGUGUUUUUCGCAAAUCCGUGGAUGAAUAGUGAAAAUGUUUAAGUUAUUUCGUAGCAGGACGCUUUUGUUGGACAUUCCUUCGAUUAAUUAUGCCGAAGAAUCGUCAGCUAAAAGUCAUGAGAAUACUUCAGAACCUUCAAAAUACAAAGGCGGACAGGUGGCCUGUGAAGCAUUCCAAGAGUAUUGUUCGUACAGUACAAUACACGGUACCAAAUAUUUAGGAGAGACUCAACGGCAUUGGUUGGAAAAAAUAUGGUGGAUCGUAGCAUUCUCUUGUGCUUUAUUUGGCUGUGGAACGCUCAUCUUUCAACUGUACAUUAAAUGGGAACAAAGUCCGGUCAUCGUUAGCUUCUCCGAAAAAAGCACUCCAAUUUAUGAAAUACCUUUCCCCUCUGUAACAAUCUGCCCGGAAACGAAGGCUAAGAAGAAUAUGAUAGACUUCACAGAAACCUAUCAUAAAAUGCUUGCCGGAAGUCGUCCAUCAUAUGGCAUCAGUGAUAAAGAACUUAAGUACAUGGAGGCCGUAUCCCAAGUAUGUGACUCCCACUUAACUGAUAAAUUCAAAAUCGGAGGAAAUGUCACCGAUAACAGUAUUAUAGAAUUGUUAAAACGAAUGGCGCCAUCGUUUAAAGAUACGAUGAUGUUAUGCAAAUUUCGGAACAAGCUGGAAUACUGCGAUGACUAUUUUGAAGAGGUGUUGACAGAUGAGGGUCUUUGUUUUACAUUCAACAUGAUAAACUCGAAAGAACUAUACCGAGAAGGAAUCAGUAAUGAUUUCCUGCAACGCAACCGUAAUGUGGCGUCUAGUUGGGAUCUGACAUCCGGCUACGAUCAAUCUGUCGCCAAUGAACCACAAAUUUAUCCUUACCGAGUAUUAGCGGCUGGGUCGAGAGGCGGGCUGUUUGUGUUAUUGCGGUUGUACGAAGAAAAUUUGGAUUACAUUUGUAAAGGACCCGUUCAAGGAUUUAAAAUAUUAUUGCAUCCACCCGGCGAGUCGCCACAGCUUUCGCGACAAUAUUUUCGUGUACCUCUGCUUCAAGAGGUGUUAGUAUCAGUCAAACCGAAUAUGAUGCAAACUUCCGACGGGUUACGUAGAUAUAAUCCGGACAGGAGGCAGUGCUUUUUCAAUUCGGAAAGAUAUCUUCGGUUCUUCAAAGUCUACACACAGCACAACUGUGAAUUGGAGUGUUUAGCCAAUUACACUCUGAAAACAUGCGGAUGUGUCCGAUUUUCUAUGCCAAGAGAUGACGAUACGCCAAUAUGUGGAUCGUCGAAAAUCGCGUGCUAUGAUGCGGCUGAAGAUGAAUUACUGUAUGAGCAAUAUAUGCUAGGAAUCGCCGUAAACACAGACUCUCAACAUGAAUGCAAUUGCUUGCCGUCUUGCACGUCUAUACGAUAUGAUGCAGAAAUAUCGCAGGCGACAUUUGAUUGGAAUCGCUUAAAAAUCGCGUAUAAGUCCACGGAUGAACAGAAUGGAAUGCAACCGGCACGCCUCGCAAUAUUUUUCAGAGAGAAUCAGUUCAUCACAUCGAAGCGCUCCGAAUUGUAUGGUCCAGUCGAUUUUGUGGCGAACAGCGGGGGACUGCUCGGCUUAUUCAUGGGAAUCUCUUUGCUGAGCAUUGUCGAGAUAAUUUACCAUUUUACGCUGAGGCUGUGUUGUAAUUUAAGAAAACGCGGAUCAAACAAAUCCGCAACGAAAAUCAGUUUAAGACUCUUGCCCGACAACUCUCUCGAUGUUAGCGAUGAGAAGAAAAACUAAUGGAAAGGUAAUUUUGUUAUUUUGUCUUUGUCUUUGUUAAGCAUGAAAUUGUAUCAAUUUGUCGUUAAGUUCGAAGUUAGAAGAGAUUAUAGUGAGAUUGUUACUUAA